Molecule: messenger RNA, 3393 nt
Organism: Pomacea canaliculata
Lineage: Eukaryota; Metazoa; Mollusca; Gastropoda; Architaenioglossa; Ampullariidae
Product: bile acid-CoA:amino acid N-acyltransferase-like
Exons: 10
Coding region: 1560-2966 (468 amino acids)
Biological process (GO): fatty acid metabolic process; acyl-CoA metabolic process
Molecular function (GO): fatty acyl-CoA hydrolase activity
Source: RefSeq, a predicted model, not a curated record
AACGUUUUUUCCAAGUGUCUGCCUCAGUGCAAUUGUAAAUGAGCAACACAAGCUGGCAACGGUAUCUGUUUAGUAACAACUGAAGUCGCCUUAAAAAUAUCACAAUUUUUAUUUUGUUUAAAAUCUUCAAUUGUAGAAAUAGACAUGCAAUUGACAAAUAAUAUUUCAAAAAUGUAUUUGAUGGCAUCCUUUUCUUGGUUACAAAAUAUACAUAAGUUAUUAAAAUUUUUAUCUCUUUUAAAAUAUUUGUAGCUAAUACCGUAAGCACAAAUUUAAGCCGGAACCAUUUAUAUUUAAUUUCAUGUUUUUUUACAUAUUUUAAGGAGGAAUGCUCUAUGAAAGUUUAAUUCACUCUGCAGUUUUUCAAUCCUUUUUUGGCAGCAAUUUUUUUCAUACUCAUCAUGUGAUAUAUUUUAAUAGAUCUUUGAACCUUUUCCUUGGGAAAAUAUUAGUGUUAAAGAAAACUGUAAUUAUGGUUUUGUGUUGCUUAAAAUAGACCAAUAGCAAGGUAAAUAAUCCACUUGAAGUGAAAAAGGUCUCUUUCCGUUACCAACAAUAUAAAUGUGGAGGAUCUCUAUAGCUGUGAUGUUGGUCGGACUGCUGUCCCGUACAGAGGUCUGACAAGGAGAUUUGAUCACUAACCUUCGACCUUUGAACUGAUGCCCAUCAAGGGAGAGCAAUCCUGUAAUCUGACAAAUUUUAGUUUUUAUUAUUUGACUUCCAGCUGUCAGUUAUGGAUAAACAGUUGUUAUUUAUGCCAAAUCAGGCAUGUCACGGUCAUGAAGCUGAUGCAGACAUCGUAGGUCUCUAAUGAGCUGCACACCCGUGCAACGCUUACAGUAUGUUUUAAUACCUAUGUCAGCACAUUUAUAUUACACUGGAACAUUUCACAAUAUGUUUCCUUCUACUUUAUCAUUCAGACACUAGACAGUGAGUAAGAAACAUGACAAACAAGAAUUUAUUUACAAGUGUGUAGGGCAAGCAAACCUUUUUACUUUCAGUACUCACAAUUAAAAGAGGGAGAAAUAUGUUAAAGUAGAAGACUACCAUAUCAUCAAAGACAAAGAAAUGAUCAAGUGGUCAAAAGUGCACACGGGGAACACAGAUUGUGGAUUAACAAGAAGUUGUUACUUACUCCUUGAAGCUCUUAAAGACUUUUCCUAAGAGAAAAUUAUUUUAUGGAGCCUUGAAAAGACCAGUCAGCUGUUAGUCCACUUACCCAAGGGUUGGUGAUGACACUAAUGUGUUCAUCCCAUCCAGAUGUCCAGUGUCUUAUUAGCAGUUUACAAUAACUAGUGGCAUGAUGUAGACCUAUCAGCGUGGCCUUAGUACAUGUCUAACAGGCAUUGUCGUCACACAAUUGGUUCUGCUCUCACCAAGCUGGGUGUGCAUAUUUCACGCUUGUCUUGCGCAAUGUAGGUACAAUGUAGGAUAAUGGAUAUCCUAAGACAAACAUAUAAAAGGGUUGCUUGACAUAAGAUAUUCACCUGCUUCCAAAGUUUUGUCGACUGAAGAUUUGCAACAGUAACACUUUAGAGCCGAAUAAAGAAGACAAGACAAUGAAUACAACUAGCUGCCGUCUACUCAAUAUUGGAAAAAUCUUGGGUGCAAGUCCAGCACAACAGCAAUGCAGAUCGACAGCCAAUGGCUCUUCCAGUCUCAAUUUAUGCACAUUAAGUGUAAGCCCCAGUGUUUCCAUGUUUGACCAGAAAGUUAGCAUCAGGAUCCAUGGUCUUCCUAGCCAUGGCAUGGCUACACUGCAAGCUUGGAUGUACCAAAAAUGGCGUGGCAAAGAUACACUCUUUGUGUCAUAUGGGCGAUACUAUGCUGACCCCAAUGGAGAGAUAGAUUUGGACAGACAUCCUUCACUGAGUGGAACUUAUACAGGUGUGGAUUCCAUGGGCCUGUUUUGGAGUAUGGGUUCUUUGCCUGGUCAUCCAAAGGACAUCCGUGUGGCCAUUAGAAAGGCUCAAGAGCCAAUUCUCAUAAACCUGGCUGUAUUCUCUGGCCACAUUACGGUGGAUGAAUCCAGCAUUGCCAUGAAGACAAUUACACCUUUGUGUACUUGUACCAUUACACGUCUAUUCAAAGCACCAGAUGUAAAGAGGAUUGAAAUCAAGGAGGGAAAUAUUAGAGGCGCUCUGUUCUUGCCACCAGGCAAUGGUCCAUUUCUGGGUGUGAUUGAUAUGUAUGGAGGAGCAGGUGGCCUUCGAGAUGCGCGAGCUGGGUUGUUGGCAACAAGAGGCUUUGCAAUACUGGCCUUAGCUUACCUCAAACAUCAAGAUCUUCCAGAAGAAAUCACUGGCAUUCGACUGGAAUAUUUUCAGGAAGCUGCCAGAUGGUUCAGCUCUCACCCAGCAGUAAUCCCUGAUGGCAUCGGUGUGAUUGGACUUUCCUACGGUGGCAUGCUUUCACUGUGUAUGGCAUGCCUGUGUCCACAGGUAAAAGCUGUUGUGAAUAUUAAUGGACCUCCCUUUGCUAUGCAUGAUUUGUGGCAUCAAGGGAAAUUAUUUAUGAAACAAAAAUACCCAGACACCAUUAAGUCUGAUGAAAUGGGCUAUGUCUUCAUAGGUCCACAUGAAUACACAAGAGAAAAUUUCAUACCAGUGUGGAAGAGCGAGACCCACAUCCUGUGUCUGUGUGGUGAUGAUGAUGGACAUUCACGGAGUCAGUGGUUGCUAGAUCUCAAGGACUGCUACCCUGAAGACAAACAACACAAGAUAAAUGUAGUUGUGUACCCUGGUGCAGGCCAUCUGCUGGAGCCACCUUACACACCACACUGCCUGUAUUGCUUUAGCCCUGCACUGAAACAACACGGUCUGUGGGGAGGAAGUCCAGUGCCUCAUGCAACUGCUCAGUUGGAUGGCUGGCAAAGAGCUGUUUUGUUUCUGAAAACCAUCCUGACACAGGAAACAAAGAGCAGCAAGGUGGUUAUGUGCUCAGCUGGGGAAAAGGCCUCCAUGUAAAGAACGGAAAAGGUCAAACCAAGAUAAACAGAAAUAUCAAAAUGGCGGUUCAAUCACCGUUUCCGCUGGUCUUCCAUUGGUUGAAAGCUGUCCACAUGACGUCAUAUACACAACAUGGCCGACUGUCUGCCUCCGGCCUCAAGAAUGGCGGUGCUCUGUGGCUAUACGCGUAUAACAUCGCAGCAGUGGGCUUGCUGACCGCACACCUGUGAGCCCGUCGUCCGCACGAGGCUAUCGAGGGAACAUCUAUGGAACCUUUGGUCUUUAGGUUUCCCGUGCUGCUACAGCUAGGGUUGUUUUCCCCGUUCUUAUAUUGACAACAAACUCCAACUUUCUGUAGUGGGGUAAAGCUCUUUGUAUUUCUGUAUUCAAUGUCCAAAAUUUAAAUGUUCAAAAGAAAAAAUAUUAAGAAACAACUACGAUCCAA